AUGCCAUCAAUUCCAGAAACAAAAAAAGAUAUUAAGACAACAGGACCAAGGCAUACUCGGACUGCCACAGAUGAGUUAGCUGUUACCCAAGCUAAUGGAAACGCCAUAAGAGGAAAACCAAUAGGAAAAGACCACCUCAAAUCAGGGAGGUUUCAAACAUUAGAAAAUUUUGCUUCGCUGUUUGAGAAGUACCUGGGCUUCAAUGUGGCAGGAGCUGGUAGCACCCCACUUCACUAUGCUGCUUGUGGUGGAAAUGCUGUCUGUUGUCAAGUAUGUGCCGCGAUCAGUGCGAGAGGUGAGAGGCCUGAAGAUUGGGUUCCACCAGAAGAUGUUUCUGCUGUACAUUACGCCAAAUGUGAUGGCAUUGACGAGACACUCCCUAUGGGUGCUGACGGGAACGAUGGGAUUGUAGACAUCUUCUCUGCACAUUCCUACUACGAUGCAGCAGAGUACAGUCAACUUGCAGAAGAGGAUAUGGAAGGAUCGUCAACAAUGGAUCAAGUUGUAAAGAACACACAAGAGAACAUGUCCUGGCUUUCUAUUUGGUGGCAACAAUUUGUUGAUGCUUCAAUGAUGCCCCUGAUGGCAAGCUUCAGCAAUCGUCAAGUACAAAGACAUCCUCCCGUGCGAAAUUCAAUUUGCCCAAUCCUAAUCUCUUCUAUAUAGCCUCACAGAUAAAACUGCAUGUGUAUUAAUGAAUUGAUCAUUUCACAAAUUAGUGCAUUAUAUUUGUAUCUUUCAGCUUUAUCUGUGAUCUUGUCUUGAAAACAAAAUUGCUUAGUCAUUUAUGUCUUGAACACAAAACUUGUCUGAUUCAAAAUUUGUUUCUGGCAUUCAGGCCUAUCUGAGUGUGAUCAUCAUCUAUCUUUACGCACAUGAUUUUCAGCAAGCUCAAAAAUCCUACAAUGACUGCUCAGAGUAAGUUGUACAUUGGUGGAUUUUGUAUAACAAUAUUUGUGCCAUGUGCUAUUUUGCCCCCAUCAAACCAUGAAGCGUAAAGUAAAGUCGUUUAACAGGGUUCAAGCCUUCAUCAAUAGCGACCAGAAUUGAUGUGCAACGAAGCUAUUGUCUGCUUAUGAGGAAGGUGAUGCUGAAGAAAUCAAACACAUUGCUCAAUCAAGUGCCUUCAAUUACCAUGUGGCAAAAUCUCAG
Messenger RNA from Zea mays, 1152 nucleotides. RefSeq names its product magnesium/proton exchanger-like. NCBI's taxonomy places the organism in Eukaryota, Viridiplantae, Streptophyta, Magnoliopsida, Poales, Poaceae. The transcript is spliced from 5 exons. Bases 1 to 666 code for a protein of 221 amino acids. The record is from RefSeq and is a predicted model, not a curated record.